GUAUAAUUCCUUUCGUGAUCGACGUAUGUAUAUACACAUAGGCGUAUCAUCUAUGCACGUUAUACGCAUAGAAUUGCACAGAACACGUGGAAUACCAUUGAACGAAGAGAUCUACGUUAAAAGCAACGUGAAUCGUGAAUCCCAAAGUACGGAUGUAACACGUUGAGACGUGUACAUUUCUUCGCAACCAGAGUGCGAGUUUCUUGCGCAUGCGACGAAACGUCGUUUCGCGCAAAGAUUGAGACUUUGAGCAGACAGGAAGAAACAUGAAAUUUCUUAAGAGAAUUUGAUCGAUCGGAACUUGGGACAAAAUUUCAGUGGUCGAAUGCUUGUAAAAGCCUUGUCCGUACAAAGGAAACUCGUCGUUUGUCCAUACGGUACUUGGCUGAAGAUCGCUUCCAAGAAGACCAAACCCUCAGCAUCCGAGGUGUUAACAAGUUAUCUCCUGCAAACGAACGAGCCACCAUGGACCUCGUACUUUGUCAAGUAUGCCGACGUUGUGAACGAUCAAAGAGGGAUGUCCCAUUUCAAUUGGCCAGUGGGCAACAGCAAUUAUCAUGUACUUAGAACCGGUUGCUUUCCAUACAUCAAAUAUCACUGCACCAAGAGGCCACGACAGGACCUCAGCGCCGAGGACAAAUUUUUCAAGGCGAUCAAGCUUCUGAACCUUGGUAUACCUACAUUAAUGUAUGGACUGGCUGCAAUUUUAUUGAUCAGACACCGAGAAAUCGUGAAUACGUCUCAAGGAUACGUAGCGAUAUAUUUCUUACUGCCCGAGGACAAAGGUUCCAUGUACUGAUAUACACGUAGAUGUACGCAUUGUAUUGUAUUUGUGUGAUUUUUGAUGUAAAUAAAACGUCAAAUGAAAAGACUAUAGAAUUUAACGUA
Bombus pyrosoma is the source of this 888-nucleotide messenger RNA. RefSeq lists its product as uncharacterized. The coding region runs from base 326 to 799 and encodes 157 amino acids. NCBI's taxonomy places the organism in Eukaryota, Metazoa, Arthropoda, Insecta, Hymenoptera, Apidae. The transcript is spliced from 4 exons. The record is from RefSeq and is a predicted model, not a curated record.